Nannospalax galili (Upper Galilee mountains blind mole rat) is the source of this 2735-nucleotide messenger RNA. It is a transcript of the gene Klf5, whose product is annotated as Kruppel like factor 5. Gene Ontology annotation, molecular function: DNA-binding transcription factor activity, RNA polymerase II-specific; RNA polymerase II cis-regulatory region sequence-specific DNA binding. Gene Ontology annotation, biological process: regulation of transcription by RNA polymerase II. The record is from RefSeq and is a predicted model, not a curated record. The transcript has 4 exons. NCBI's taxonomy places the organism in Eukaryota, Metazoa, Chordata, Mammalia, Rodentia, Spalacidae. Bases 58 to 1158 code for a protein of 366 amino acids.
CCGCCCGCCGCCGGCCCGCGGCUGCCCUCGGAGGAGCUGGUCCAGACGAGAUGUGAAAUGGAGAAGUAUCUGACACCUCAGCUCCCUCCAGUUCCAAUCAUUCCAGAACAUAAAAAGUAUAGACGAGACAGUGCCUCAGUCGUAGACCAGUUCUUCACUGACAGUGAAGGGUUACCUUACAGUAUCAACAUGAACGUCUUCCUCCCAGACAUCACUCACCUGAGAACUGGCCUCUACAAAUCCCAGAGACCAUGUGUAACCCAGAUCAAGACAGAACCUGUUACCAUUUUCAGCCACCAGAGUGAGCCGACUGCCCCUCCUCCGGCCCCGACCCAGGCCCUCCCCGAGUUCACCAGUAUAUUCAGCUCCCACCAGACCACAGCUCCAGAGGUGAACAAUAUUUUCAUCAAACAAGAACUUCCUACACCAGAUCUUCAUCUGUCUGUCCCUUCCCAGCAGGGCCACCUGUACCAGCUACUGAAUACACCGGAUCUAGACAUGCCCAGUUCUACAAACCAGACAGCCGUCAUGGACACCCUUAACGUUUCUAUGUCGGCCGCCAUGGCAGGCCUUAACACACACACCUCUGCCGUUCCGCAGACUGCGGUGAAACAGUUCCAGGGCAUGCCCCCUUGCACAUACACCAUGCCAAGCCAGUUUCUUCCACAGCAGGCCACUUAUUUUCCCCCGUCGCCACCAAGCUCAGAGCCUGGAAGUCCUGCUAGACAAGCUGAGAUGCUCCAGAAUCUAACACCACCUCCAUCCUAUGCUGCUACAAUCGCUUCCAAGCUGGCCAUCCACAAUCCUAGUCUACCUGCCACUCUGCCAGUUAAUUCGCCAAACAUCCAGCCUGUCAGAUACAAUAGAAGAAGUAACCCUGAUCUGGAGAAGCGACGUAUCCACUACUGUGACUAUCCUGGUUGCACAAAAGUUUAUACAAAGUCUUCUCAUUUAAAAGCUCACCUGAGGACUCAUACCGGUGAGAAGCCCUACAAGUGCACCUGGGAGGGCUGCGACUGGAGGUUUGCCAGGUCGGACGAGCUGACCCGCCACUACCGCAAGCACACGGGAGCCAAGCCGUUCCAGUGCGGGGUGUGCAACCGCAGCUUCUCGCGCUCGGACCACCUGGCGCUGCACAUGAAGCGCCACCAGAACUGAGCGCUGCGCUAGCCGCACACGCCUCGCAGCCCGUUCGGCCACCCUUUAAACCGCAGACUUAACUUCAUAUAAAAAUGAAAUCAGAAGAACUGGAAAUGUAUAUUUUGUAUAUUUGAGGCCACAGGGAAUACAUUGUAUUAAUACCAAAGUGUUUGGUCAUUUUAAGAACCUGGAAGCUUGCUGUCAUGCACAUGGCUGGCUUUCCUCAGCAGACUUCAUCUCGAGACAGGCAGCGGGAUCUCAGCAUGGGGAAUCGGUAGGGGCACAGGGUGUGUGUGUGCUGUUUUCACCUAGACUGCACACGCAAUCAUUCGUGACAGUGUUUAGUAGACAGACCAGUUAGCAGGCACCCGAAGGACAGAUUGUCAAGAUUUUACUUGACGGGGACUCGUUUUUUCUCAAUAUUAGAUUACUUCCUUAGAGGUACUCAGCGUACCUGGCAAUUCACAAAUAGCCAUUGAACAAAUGUGUUUUUGUUUUUUAUAUAUGAGUUGCCUAUAUUUGCUAUUCAAAAUUUUGUAAAUAUGCAAAUCAGCUUUAUAGGUUUAUUACAAGUUUCUAAGGGUUGUUUUCGGAAAAAAAAAAUCAUGCUUCUUUUGAAAAUAACUGAAUACAUUUACAGUUAGAAUCUGUGGUAAGAUACCUCUCAAGAAUGUUACCAAAUCCAUUUCCUUGGGGGGGGGGAUAAUCAUUUAAAUGAACGUUUAAAAAGCAAAUUUCACACAUGAUUGAAAUAAGAUUGUUUAUUUUAAAUAUGAAAGAUGUUUUUAUAUGAAUUUAAACUGAAGAGCUUAAAGAUAGUUACACAAAAGUUAAACCUCUUCAUAAGCUAAACAGUAUCAUCUUUAAAAGGGGGGGAAUGACUGACACGGUUUUUACAUAUGUAUGUCGAUGUUGAACUUAGGAGACCGUUUUCACUUGAGGAAACGUUGAAUUCAUGAUACAGUUUUCUUGUACUGGGAUGUUUGCUCGUGCAGUACUGUUGGUUAAAUGACAAUUUAUGUGGGUUUUGCAUGUGCUAUUCAGUGAGACACAGUAAUUUUAUUGAAAUUACAGUGCAGUAUAGUUAAUCUAUUGUUAAUACUGACUCGGUGUCUGCCUUUACUAUCUAUCAAUGGGAAUGUGAUGCUGACGCUGUUAACCAAAGGGCAGAAAUCAUAAGCAAAAUGCCAAAAGCGGUCUUAAUUGAAAUGAAAAUUUAAUUUUGUUUUUAAAAUAUUGUUUAUCAUUAUUUAUUUUGUGGUAAUAUAGUAAGUUUUUUUAGAAAACAAUUUUCAUAACUUGAUAAAUUAUAGUUUUGUUUGUUAGAAAAGUUGCUCUUUCAACAUGUAAAUAGAUGAAAAAGGUGUAAAUAGUUUUGUAAGAGGCUUCAAGAUGUUUAUACGUGGAAACAUACCUACAUAAAAAGCAUAAAUCGGUUGCUGUUUUGCUUCUUUUCCCCUCUUAUUUUUGUAUUGUGGUCAUUUCCUAUGCAAAUAUUGGAGCAAACAGCUGUAUAGUUGUAGAAUUUUUUGAGAGAAUGAGAUGUUUAUAUAUUAACGACAAUUUUUUUGGAAAAUAAAAAGUGCCUAAAAAGA